This is a messenger RNA of Salmo salar (Atlantic salmon), 1371 nucleotides long. The record is from RefSeq and is a predicted model, not a curated record. NCBI's taxonomy places the organism in Eukaryota, Metazoa, Chordata, Actinopteri, Salmoniformes, Salmonidae.
UUGUGUUGGGAAACAUCCAUAAACUGACAGUGUGUGUAUCCCAAAUGACACCCUAUUCCCCAUGUAGUGCACUACUUUUGACCAGAGCCCUAUAUACCAUGACCAGAGCCCUAGAGAGAAUAGGGUGCCAUUUGGGACAUGGCAAAGGACUUCCGUUACUGUCAACCUUUGUACAUCCUUCCUAUGUGGUCACUUCUCUAGUGGUGUCAGCUGGUUUAACUGUCACUAUAAUCAUUACUAUAGCAACAGAAGAAAGCAGAAGAGAGCAGCUACAACGUCACACACCAGAAUACUACUGAUAUGCGUAUGCUAGUCAACGGUAGGCAGGCCAUCACCACGACACCCUCCACUGUGAGCGGGAGGCAGGCCAUCACCACGACACCCUCCACUGUGAGCGGGAGGCAGGCCAACACCACGACACCCUCCACUGUGAGCGGGAGGCAGGCCAACACCACGACACCCUCCACUGUGAGCGGGAGGCAGGCCAUCACCACGACACCCUCCACUGUGAGCGGGAGGCAGGCCAUCACCACGACACCCUCCACUGUGAGCGGGAGGCAGGCCAUCACCACGACACCCUCCACUGUGAGCGGGAGGCAGGCCAUCACCACGACACCCUCCACUGUGAGCGGGAGGCAGGCCAUCACCACGACACCCUCCACUGUGAGCGGGAGGCAGGCCAUCACCACGACACCCUCCACUGUGAGCGGGAGGCAGGCCAUCACCACGACACCCUCCACUGUGAGCGGGAGGCAGGCCAUCACCACGACACCCUCCACUGUGAGCGGGAGGCAGGCCAUCACCACGACACCCUCCACUGUGAGCGGGAGGCAGGCCAUCACCACGACGCCCUCCACUGUGAGCGGGAGGCAGGCCAUCACCACGACGCCCUCCACUGUGAGCGGGAGGCAGGCCAUCACCACGACACCCUCCACUGUGAGCGGGAGGCAGGCCAUCACCACGACGCCCUCCACUGUGAGCGGGAGGCAGGCCAUCACCACGACACCCUCCACUGUGAGCCGGGAGGCAGGCCAUCACCACGACACCCUCCACUGUGAGCGGGAGGCAGGCCAUCACCACGACACCCUCCACUGUGAGCGGGAGGCAGGCCAUCACCACGACACCCUCCACUGUGAGCGGGAGGCAGGCCAUCACCACGACACCCUCCACUGUGAGCGGGAGGCAGGCCAUCACCACGACACCCUCCACUGUGAACUGUGAACGGGAGGCAGUAUAAAUUGUUUGAACGCUGUUUUACUUUAAUUCAAAUAAAAAGGCAAGUCUUACCUUGCUUCUAAAGGAGCCUAGUCAAAAUCCAUCCAUAGAACCGUGGAGGAAAUUAUUUGAUAUAAAAAUAAACGUAGUCAUUCA